GCUUUUAAAGAAGCAAUUUUUUCAUCGAGCUCUAAAGGUAAUGAAAAUGAAAUAUGAAAAAGACAUCAAGAAAGAUAAAGAUAAAGGAAAAGCCGAAAGUGGAAAAGAAGAAGAUAAAAAGAGCAAGAAAGAAAAUAUGAAGGAAGAAAAGACAAAAAAAGAAAAAGAGAAAAAAAAAGAUGGUGAAAAGGAAGAAUCCAAAAAGGAGGAAACUCCAGGAACUCCCAAAAAGAAAGAAACUAAGAAAAAAUUCAAACUUGAACCACAUGAUGAUCAAGUUUUUCUGGAUGGAAAUGAGGUUUAUGUGUGGAUCUAUGACCCAGUUCACAUUAAAACAUUUGUCAUGGGAUUAAUUCUUGUGAUUGCAGUAAUAGCAGCCACCCUGUUCCCUCUGUGGCCAGCAGAAAUGAGAGUAGGUGUUUAUUACCUCAGUGUGGGCGCAGGCUGUUUUGUAGCCAGCAUUCUUCUUCUUGCUGUUGCUCGUUGUAUUCUGUUCCUCAUCAUUUGGCUCAUAACUGGAGGAAGGCACCACUUCUGGUUCUUGCCAAAUCUGACUGCAGACGUGGGCUUCAUUGACUCCUUCAGGCCUCUGUACACUCAUGAAUACAAAGGACCAAAAGCAGACUUAAAGAAAGAUGAGAAAUCUGAAACCAAAAAGCAUCAGAAGUCCGACAGUGAGGAAAAGUCAGACAGUGAGAAAAAGGAAGAUGAGGAGGGAAAAGUAGGACCAGGAAAUCAUGGAACAGAAGGCUCAGGUGGUGAACGACAUUCAGACACAGACAGUGACAGGAGGGAAGAUGACCGAUCCCAACACAGUAGUGGAAAUGGGAAUGAUUUUGAAAUGAUCACAAAAGAGGAACUAGAACAGCAAACAGAUGGGGAUUGUGAAGAGGAGGAGGAAGAAGACAAUGAUGGAGAAACACCUAAAUCUUCACAUGAAAAAUCAUAACCUGGCUAAUUUUGGGACUGAAUAAAUGCAAGAGGUUGGAUUUUCUAUGUUGGCUGAUCAUCAUAAUGUAUACAUGGCAUUUGUAGCAUCCUUUAAAUCCAUUUACUGAAGUGCAUUUGACAUGCAAGCAGUUAGAGUCAGUCGUUCAUUUUAUAGAAUAUUGGUACUAUUCUUGGUACAGUCUAAAGCCAUUAAUAAGUUUUAUCCGUUUGAUAAUUUUCUAGUAAGUAGGUCUCAUUCAUUUUGAUAGAUGUCAAAGAUGCAUUUUCCACAUGACAUUUAGAUUAAGGGCAUUUUUGAUAGUUAUACGGCUUUUUACUGUUAGACUAAUCAAAAUAACUUUAAAAAGAAAAAGAAACUCCCAGCAUUUGAGAUUAUGCAUAGGUAUGUAGCCAUUUCACAGUUUCUUUAGAAUGAAAUGCUUCAACUCAUUAUUCUCGAUAGUUAUGCCUUUGUUUUUCUUUAUAAAAUUAUACCAGGAAAUUUUAAGAUUAUGGGUUAGCAGUGAUCAAAAGCAUUUUGUGGAAACAAACCAACUAGUAGCAGUGCAGUAGCACUUUUAAUUUAGCUACAAAUUCUCCUUUUCCAACUUAGGAAAUCCAAACUGAAUUGUAUGUUUUAUUCUGAGAAAGAUGGUCAUCUCCAGCAGAGAGUAAACAGCAUUGAUUGAAAGGUGAUGGCUCUUCUUCUUUUUCCCAUCUCCUUACCGUAACGUAAAGUGUAUUCUGUACAUAAUUUACAAAUAAAAUAAACAUUUUAUUUUAAUUGUUACUUAUUAUUUAGACAUUUCUCAACACUUAAAUUUGUACAAUUAAGACCAUGUAAGGGUAUGUUUUUUAGAGAAAUGGAAGUUUCAGUAAUCCACAGAAGAUCUGUGAUCUUUCUACAGCAGCUUCAGUUUUGUGCCAACAUUCCAUGUAUUUGAAUAUGAGUAAAAACUGAUCCUUAUUAAAUAGGAGCAGACUUUAAAGUAGCUAUUUGUACGCCUUAAUGUUCAUUUUGAUUUAUUUUAAAUCUUCACAUUCAGAAAUGGGGUCCUGUAUUAUCACACCAGGAAGUACUGCUGUGAAAGACAAUUUACUGUUCUAAAAUAAAUUUAAAAUAAAGGCUAUAAAAGAAAA
Molecule: messenger RNA, 2070 nt
Organism: Castor canadensis (American beaver)
Lineage: Eukaryota; Metazoa; Chordata; Mammalia; Rodentia; Castoridae
Gene: Sec62
Product: SEC62 homolog, preprotein translocation factor
Biological process (GO): post-translational protein targeting to membrane, translocation
Cellular component (GO): endoplasmic reticulum membrane; endoplasmic reticulum
Source: RefSeq, a predicted model, not a curated record